AUGGAGGCGCGAUCUGAGGCGCAGAGAAUGGAGGCGCGAUCUGAGGCGCAGAGAAUGGAGGCGCGAUCUGAGGCGAAGAGAAUGGAGGCGCGAUCUGAGGCGAAGAGAAUGGAGGCGCGAUCUGAGGCGAAGGGAAUGGAGGCGCGAUCUGAGGCGAAGGGAAUGGAGGCGCGAUCUGAGGCGAAGGGAAUGGAGGCGCGAUCUGAGGCGAAGGGAAUGGAGGCGCGAUCUGAGGCGAAGGGAAUGGAGGCGCGGCCGGGGGCGCAGGGAAUGGAGGCGCGGCCGGGGGCGCAGGGAAUGGAGGCGCGGCCGGGGGCGCAGGGAAUGGAGGCGCGGCCGGAGGCGCAGGGAAUGGAGGCGCGGCCGGAGGCGCAGGGAAUGGAGGCGCGGCCGGAGGCGCAGGGAAUGGAGGCGCGGCCGGAGGCGCAGGGAAUGGAGGCGCGGCCGGAGGCGCAGGGAAUGGAGGCGCGGCCGGAGGCGCAGGGAAUGGAGGCGCGGCCGGAGGCGCAGGGAUUGGAGGCGCGGCCGGAGGCGCAGGGAAUGGAGGCGCGAUCGGAGGCGCAGGGAAUCGAGGCGCGAUCGGAGGCGCAGGGAAUCGAGGCGCGAUCGGAGGCGCAGGGAAUCGAGGCGCGGUCUGACGGGAAAAGGGCAAUGGGGGAGGGAGGAUGGAAGCCGCUUUGCUUGGUCUGGGGAGAGCAUUCGAUGGUAUGA
Molecule: messenger RNA, 711 nt
Organism: Liolophura sinensis
Lineage: Eukaryota; Metazoa; Mollusca; Polyplacophora; Chitonida; Chitonidae
Product: retinitis pigmentosa 1-like 1 protein
Exons: 1
Coding region: 1-711 (236 amino acids)
Source: RefSeq, a predicted model, not a curated record